This is a messenger RNA of Colletotrichum phormii, 510 nucleotides long. Its product is annotated as sybindin-like family protein. Gene Ontology annotation, biological process: endoplasmic reticulum to Golgi vesicle-mediated transport. Bases 1 to 510 code for a protein of 169 amino acids. Gene Ontology annotation, cellular component: TRAPP complex. The transcript is spliced from 2 exons. The record is from RefSeq and is a predicted model, not a curated record. Lineage: Eukaryota; Fungi; Ascomycota; Sordariomycetes; Glomerellales; Glomerellaceae.
AUGGUCGUCUACUCCUUCUACAUCUUCGACCGCCACACAGAAUGCAUCUACUCAAAAAUCUGGCUCCCCGCCGAGCGGCCCCCCUCCCAACAACCUCCCUCCUCCGCCGGCACAGGCGCCGCACCACCACCACCACCACCAUCCCAGCAGCUAGGCCGCCGCAGCCAAGUAAACUCGGCCAAGGACGACGCCAAACUCAUAUUCGGCACGGUAUUCUCCCUCCGCAACAUGGUCCGCAAGCUCGGCGGGGACGACGACGCCUUCAUCAGCUACCGCACCUCGGCCUACAAGCUCCACUACUACGAGACGCCCUCCAACCUGCGCUUCGUCAUGCUUACUGAUACGGCGACGCUGAGUAUGCGGAAUGUGCUGCAUCAGAUUUACAUUAACCUCUGGGUUGAAUAUGUCGUCAAGAACCCCCUGGCACCGGCCGAACACAAGGGCGGCGAAGGCGUCAAGAAUGAGCUUUUCGAACUGGGUCUGGAUCAAUUCGUCAGGAGCCUGAUGUGA